Pipistrellus nathusii (Nathusius's pipistrelle) is the source of this 780-nucleotide messenger RNA. Lineage: Eukaryota; Metazoa; Chordata; Mammalia; Chiroptera; Vespertilionidae. The record is from the annotation of a GenBank genome assembly.
AUGAAUCUGGUAGACCUGUGGUUGACCCGCUCCCUCUCCAUGUGUCUCCUCCUACAAAGCUUCGUUCUUAUGAUACUGUGCUUUCAUUCUGCCAGUAUGUGUCCCAAGGGCUGUCUUUGUUCUUCCUCUGGGGGCUUAAAUGUCACCUGCAGCAAUGCCAACCUCAAGGAAAUCCCUAGAGAUCUUCCCCCUGAAACAGUCUUAUUGUAUCUGGACUCCAAUCAGAUCACAUCUAUUCCUAAUGAGAUUUUUAAGGACCUCCAUCAACUGAGAGUUCUCAACCUGUCCAAAAAUGGCAUUGAGUUCAUCGAUGAGCAUGCCUUCAAAGGAGUCACAGAGACUUUGCAGACUCUGGACUUGUCCGACAACCGUAUUCAAAGUGUGCACAAAAAUGCCUUCAAUAACCUGAAGGCCAGGGCCAGAAUUGCCAACAACCCCUGGCACUGCGACUGUACUCUACAGCAAGUUCUGAGGAGCAUGGCGUCCAAUCACGAGACAGCCCACAAUGUGAUCUGUAAGACUUCUGUGUUGGACGAACACGCCGGGAGACCAUUUCUCAAUGCUGCCAAUGAUGCUGACCUCUGCAACAUCCCUAGAAAAACUACUGAUUAUGCCAUGCUGGUUACCAUGUUUGGCUGGUUCACCAUGGUGAUCUCAUACGUGGUGUAUUAUGUGAGGCAAAAUCAGGAAGAUGCCCGGAGACACCUUGAAUACUUGAAAUCCCUGCCAAGCAGGCAAAAGAAAGCGGAUGAACCUGAUGACAUUAGCACUGUGGUAUAG